Molecule: messenger RNA, 2662 nt
Organism: Clupea harengus (Atlantic herring)
Lineage: Eukaryota; Metazoa; Chordata; Actinopteri; Clupeiformes; Clupeidae
Gene: srp72
Product: signal recognition particle 72
Biological process (GO): SRP-dependent cotranslational protein targeting to membrane
Cellular component (GO): signal recognition particle, endoplasmic reticulum targeting
Molecular function (GO): 7S RNA binding; protein binding; ribosome binding
Source: RefSeq, a predicted model, not a curated record
CUUAUCACUUCCAGUGUCUCAAAGGCCCAAAAUUCACGCUGCCAAAGAUGGCGAGUGGCACUGGGACGGUUGCGUCGCUAUGGACCGAAGUGAAUCGAUGUGGUCAAAACGGCGACUUUACAAGAGCCCUCAAAGCUGUCAACAAAAUACUUAACGAAGUGAAAGAUGACGUGACAGCCCUGCAUUGUAAAAUAGUUUGCCUCAUUCAGAAUGGCGGUUUCAAGGAAGCCUUGAAUGUCAUAAACACUCACACUAAGACUCUCCCCAGUGAUGCAAUAGUAUUUGAAAAGGCAUACUGUGAGUAUCGCCUGAACAGAGUAGAGAGUGCCUUGAAAACCAUCGAGAGUGCUGCAGAACAGUCCAACAAGCUGAAAGAACUCUACGGCCAAGUGCUGUACCGUUUGGAGCGCUACGAUGAAUGCCAAGAGGUGUACAAUGAUCUAAUCAGGAACUCGGUGGACGAGUAUGAGGAGGAGAGGAAGACCAACCUCUCUGCUGUGGUGGCAGCACAGAGCACCUGGGAGAAAGUUGCUCCGGAAGACUUGGGCUUGCCCGAAUCCACAUAUGAGCUGUGCUACAAUGCUGCCUGCACCCUGAUUGGCCAAGGCCAGCUCACAGAAGCCAUAAACAAGCUCCGUCAAGCUGAGGAUCUUUGUCGGGGGUCUCUAGCUGAGGACUCAGACGUGACUGAGGAAGAGAUUGAGUCAGAGUUGGCCAUCAUCCACUCCCAGAUGGCCUAUAUCAUGCAGCUACAGGGCAGGACCGAGGAUGCUCUCCAACUCUACAACCAAGUUAUCAAACUGAAGCCAUCUGAUGUGGGACUCUUGGCUGUGACUGCCAACAAUAUUAUCACCAUUAACAAGGACCAAAACGUGUUUGACUCCAAGAAGAAGGUGAAAUUGACGAAUGCCGACGGUGUGGAGUACAAGCUGGCCAGGAAGCAGCUACAGGCUAUCGACUUCAACAAAGCUCUCUUGGCCAUGUACACCAAUCAGGCUGAUCAGUGCCGGAAGUUGUCAUCCAGCUUGCAGUCCCAGAAUCCGGGCCAUCCCAGACCGGUUCUAAUUCAGGUGGCCCAGCUGUGCCGAGAGAAGCAGCACUCGAAGGCCACAGAGCUGCUGCAGCGAUUUUCGGACCAGCACCCUGAGAGUGCUUCUGGCAUUAAAUUGACCAUGGCACAACUGUUCUUGACUCAAGGUCACGUUACAAAAGCCUGUGACAUCUUGAGGUCUAUAGAAGAAUUUAAGCACAAGCCAGGAAUGGUCUCUGCCCUGGUCACGAUGUACUCUCAUGAAGAGGAUAUUGACAGUGCUAUUGAUAUUUUCAGCCAAUCCAUUCAGUAUUACCAAUCAGAACAGCCUGGACAGGCUUCCCAUCUGUCCCUGGUCAGAGAGGCUGCGAACUUCAAGCUGAAGUACGGCCGUAAGAAGGAGGCCAUCAGCGAUCUGGAGCAACUGUGGAAGCAAAACACCAAUGACGUCCACACGUUGGCACAACUGAUCUCUGCAUACUCUUUAGUGGAUCAGGACAAGGCGAAGUCCCUAAGCAAACACCUGCCCUCUCCAGACACCAUGUCCUUCAACGUGGAUGUGGACGCGCUGGAGAACUCCCAUGGAGCCACGUACGUCAGGAAGAAGGCAGCCAAGGUGGUGGGGGAGAACCUGCCCAAAGAGCAAGGUCAAGGGGAUUUGAAAAAGAAGAGGAAGAAAAAGAAGGGUAAAUUGCCCAAAAACUGCGACCCCAAGGCCACCCCUGACCCCGAGCGGUGGCUGCCCAUGAGGGAGCGAUCUUACUACCGCGGCAGGAAGAAGGGCAAGAAGAAGGAGCAGGUCGGAAAGGGAACACAGGGCGCCACAUCUGGAGCCUCUGCCGAACUGGAUGCCAGCAAAACAGCCAGCAGUCCCCCCACGUCCCCAAGGCCAGGCUCAAGCUCGGCUCCAAGCGCGCCCGCCAGCAACAUGGUUCCCCCACGACAGCAGAAGCCUGCCCCAUCCACCCGCAAGAAGCAGCCGCAGAAGAAGAAAAAAGGAGGAAAGGGUGGAUGGUAGAGGAGAAAGACGGAGGGGUAGAGGAUCUUGGAGCUUACAUUAGCCAUGAUGGACCCUGGAAACUCAUCUUGACUGACUUUUUUUGUUAUUUCUUUUUUUUUUUUUUUUUUAAACCAUCCAUGCUGCGUUGUUUUAUUGGUUCUUAUACAAGUUGAUGUGCACAUAGUGUGUAAUAGGCCCAGCUAUCUCAGUUGAAAUUUUAUCAUUGGAUAGAAAAACCUGUUUGUCAUUUGCAUUGACGGGCUUUGUCAAGAUAUCUGUCAACUGCAUACUGAUCAUGAAUGGGAUAUAAAUGAUUUAUCUUUGUUCCUGUUUAUCUUCCACUAAAACUGAUUUGCAGGAGAAAAACUGUCAGACCAUCAUAUUUGUUUCAUUGCUUGACUGCCUGUAAAUCUAAACAUUACUGUAAGGUAUUGUCAACCAAAAAACAAGAAUUCAGGCUGUUAAUGCAAACGUCAAGAGUAUAUUUAUUUUUAAACCCCCAGGUAGAGCUCAGCUUAAAUAUAAUUUCUGAACAAUUUAUUCAGUAGAUGAACUUUUUCCAUUUUGUAAUAGGAACCACAGAAAGCUACAAAAUGGACCAGUGUCUUAAUAAAGUUGGUUCCUUUAUUGCA